Megalopta genalis is the source of this 2538-nucleotide messenger RNA. RefSeq names its product transmembrane protein 205. The record is from RefSeq and is a predicted model, not a curated record. NCBI's taxonomy places the organism in Eukaryota, Metazoa, Arthropoda, Insecta, Hymenoptera, Halictidae.
CGGAACGACGUACUGUGCGGUAGUACAAGUUCGCGAUCGCGUUGAUCUCCCGCGGUUUCUAAAUUCAUUCUAAAACUUUCGCACGAAAUUUUGAUAGUGUCUGUUGGUGUAAUUAGUGAAACAUUAUUUAUCACAUUUCAAGACCUAAUUCGCUGUCUUUAUUUUUCUUCACGUACAAACUUGACUUGAUUGCCAAAGAGAAAUACCAUGUGUCUUCGUACAUCGCUUGGUAUAGAAUCCAUGGAGCCGGCAGUGGCGCAUCAUCAACAGAACAACAAACUGCAGAAAGCAAAAGAAAAGUACAUGAAGUUGCACGACGACUUGGUCGCCAAGGAACUAAACAUUAUCAAGGAACAGAAGACCGAUGCUGUUUUUAUUCCGGAACUAGCCGAUGACAUAUUGAGGGCUAGUACCAUAAAUUACAGCUCGCUUCUGAAGACGUUGUCAAAAUAUUAUGAGACAUUGCAACAGACGAAAUUUUUCAAGAUUCUGUUCUACACUACACAACCAGCCCAUGUAAUCAUGAUCGCAGCAGUUCUGUGUGUAACGUCGGCUUUGGUACCAACGAAAGAUAGAUUACAGGGUGCUGGUCAUCCUUACUCGAGAACAACCACUUUCAUUUAUUUGGCCUCGUUUGUGAUGCACCUUGGCGCUCAAAUUUGGAUGACCUUCGUUUCAGGUCUGUCGUUAUACUUUGCAUUGCCCAGGCACACGUUUGGCGAGGUGCAGCGAAUUCUAUUCCCCAGAUAUUUCACCAUUAAUGCGUGUCUUAGCCUGACUACGCUGCUCAUUUUUAUCAAACAUCAUCCAGCCCAUACAUGGGAUACGGAAAUAGCGAUACAGGUGUGUGGAAUGUCUGGUGCAUUCUUUUUGGAGCUACUAAUUAGACUUUAUCUGACUCCGCCCCUGUUGCAAUUGAUAGUUCAGAAAAAUAUAUUGGAACGUGCUGCUGGAGUCGGUAAUGAGAUUGGUCGCCACAAUCCAGGUCCAUUAAAACAUUGUCCACACUAUUUAAACAUUCACAAAACCUUUCGACGUGUUCACGUUUAUAUUGCUAUGGGGAAUAUGUUGACUAUGGGAUGUACAGUCUUGCAUCUUCAUUAUAUAGCCAGCAAAAUAUGCGUUCUUUAAUAAUAUUCUAAUCAGAUCUUCCACGAGCACGUGUACACGGUGAGAAUUGUGAAAAUAGUUUUAUUUUUCACCAAUGUCUCCUACAACGCUAGCCAUGGUGUUUGGAUUAAACAUAUGGAUCUAGCCUUCCAAAUUCUCGUCAGAUCACUUAUCGAAAGUGAUACGUGAUCUUGUAACACGAGUAUUCGAUGUAAUUUAGCGAAGUUUCAUCGGGGAUCAGAACUGUAAACGUUAGAGGUGCUUAAUACUGACAAACAAGGGAUAUGACUCCAUCCAUUGUUGUCGCAAUGCAUUAAUUAUAAUAAAAUGUUUGAGGAACGAUGAUCAACGUAAGUUCCACUUUGUAUGUAACUGUGAAUACGUGCAAAUGUGAAAUUUUAAUGUUAAUCACUCUUUCCUUUUUGUUUUCUAGCGACAUGAAUUUUAUCUGUUCGUGGAUAGCGCACGUGCCGCGGGAUAAAAAGUUAAAGAAAUAAUAUGCUAAUCGAUACAGAAAUUAGUGAAUAUGGUUUUAAUAUUUUGUUAAAAAAGAAAGUCGAAAUUUCGAGGAAUUUUGAAAAGAUAAUUAUCAUAAGAAUCUGACGUAGCAAAAUGUGUAAUAUAUUUUUAUAAAUUAGAAUAUUCGAAGAUGUAAGAAUGCGAAAUCGUUGACUAUACUGUUAGGUAAUAAAUAGCUUACUCUGUAUCAGAGUUAAUAAUAUUUAUUAAAAUAGCAGUAGUAUAUAAUGCUAAUCUUACAGCUGCGUGGAGUCGUCAGAUGUUUGAUUGAAAACAUGAUAUUACUGCAAGAAUUUAAUUUAACUGAUUGACUAAUUUUCUGACUCAUAUACUCGCAUUACAUUAUUGUAAAUAAUGCAUAUCGCCCAUAUUAUGUUAACUGUAAAUUAUGAUACUUCGAACAAUAAUAUAAAAUUUGUUUUUCUUUUUUAAAUAUUGAUUGAAAGUGUAUUGAUUGUAAUCCUAUCAUAUAUGUUCGCUAUGGAAAUUAUGAUUUCUAAUGAAAGCAUGGAUUAUUGGUACAUUGAAUUGUCUUAAUGUUAAUUCAAAUAAUUUAUGUAUAAAAAAACUACCUUUAAUUACAAGUUCAUGAUACAAUCUUACGUUUUAAGGUUCAUUGAAAACUUUUCGUAAGUAUGUAAUUAUAUUAUCACAUAAGUUGAUUUCUUCGCUAAUUCUAGUAUCACCAAUACUACCGCUAUAAUAUUUGUCAUUGUAAUAAAAGAAUUUACUGUUGCAUCCCCCACUUAUUAAAUCAUGAUUACCCACACGCUUGGUUGCUACGAUAUAAUUUUCGCUUAAUACAAAUAUAUUGAUUGAAUUUGGAGAUUAUGGAAAAGUCUAUUGUUAUAUUCUAUGAUUUUCUAAAAAAAUCAUGUAAAUAUGGAAAUAUAAACAUAUAUACAGUCA